AUGAGCGAAGACGGCAGCGGCAGGCAAGGCGCCAGCUCGGCGGCGGUGCCGGCGUCCCCGCUGGAGGACGACAACCUGCUGUCCCUGAUCCUCCACCGCCUGCCGGCAGUGCCGUCCUCCCUCCUCCGCGCCUCUCUCGUCUGCAAAGGGUGGCGCUCGCUAGUCUCAGACCCCCGUUUCCUCCGCGACUUCCGCACCUACCACAAGAAUUCCCCUCUUCUCGGCUUCUUCUCUGGAGAUCUCCUUGGAAACGUCGAAUUCACCACAAUGCUGGGCUCAUCGGACUGCAUCCCUGCCUCACGCUUCUCCUUGUGCCUCCGUCCGGGCAGCAGAUUUCUUUGCAGCCACCAUGGUCGCAUUCUUAUCCUCGAUCAGGAGGAGCAGCAAUUCUUGGUGUGGGAUCCUGUCACCGGCGAGCUGGGCAAUAUUGCCUUCCCCCCAGCGUUUAAUGGCAAGAUGUUGUUUAUAAUUGAUGGGGGAAUCGUUUGUGCUGCCACUGACCAAGGCCAUGUCCAUGGAGCUUGCCACUCGGAUCCCUUCAGGCUGGUUUUCUUAGGGGAAGACAGAGAACGGAUUCUUGCCUGUGCGUACUCAUCAGAGACCAGGGCAUGGGGCAAUCUCUUCUCCAUAAUGCGGCCGCCCUAUUUUGUGAGGUAUAAUUCUCCUAAAUGUCCUAGUACCCUGUCCAGGAAUUCCAUUUCCUUGUUGCUUUUUGGGGAUAAGGCUGUGAUCCUUGAGUUCGACUGGGGUAAAGGAAACCUAGCUCUAAUAGAUGUACCAUCGGAUGCAUAUGACUUCGAUGCAUUUAUUGGUGGCAUGUGUCAGUUCAUGAUUGCACAUGUUGACAGCGGUGGCCUAUGCUUCUACCUUCUAUCAGCUUUCAGUGUCCAUGUAUGGAAGAGGGUGUGUAAUAGUGACGGCAUUGCUACGUGGAUGCUUGAGGAUACAAUUGAACUGAGAAACCUUCUUUCGCUCAAGCCAACGAUGCACCUAACUAUACUGGGACUAGAUGAAGACAACAAGGUGAUAUUGAAAUUGACGGAUAGUGUUGUCUUCAUGGUCAGUCUUGAGUCAAUGCAGUUCAAGACACUGUCCACACAACUGCCCUUCUACUCCUUUUCCUUCCAUCCAUUCAAAAGUUUCUACACUCCAGAUCAGUCCCACACUAAGACAUUUGCAACAGCGAAUAGUACUACAAAGUUGUUGGCUGACAAUAUUCCUCGUUCUGCAGGUAUCUGUGGUUUGCUCCAGUAG
Messenger RNA from Setaria italica (foxtail millet), 1254 nucleotides. RefSeq lists its product as uncharacterized. Bases 1 to 1254 code for a protein of 417 amino acids. Gene Ontology annotation, molecular function: protein binding. NCBI's taxonomy places the organism in Eukaryota, Viridiplantae, Streptophyta, Magnoliopsida, Poales, Poaceae. The transcript is spliced from 2 exons. The record is from RefSeq and is a predicted model, not a curated record.